This is a messenger RNA of Rangifer tarandus platyrhynchus (Svalbard reindeer), 2286 nucleotides long. The record is from the annotation of a GenBank genome assembly. NCBI's taxonomy places the organism in Eukaryota, Metazoa, Chordata, Mammalia, Artiodactyla, Cervidae.
AUGGAACCAACUCCAUUUAACAGACGGCAAUGGACUUCUCUAUCGUUGAGGGUUACAGCCAAAGAACUUUCUCUUGUCAACAAGAACAACUCAUCGGCCAUUGUAGAAAUAUUCUCCAAGUACCAGAAAGCAGCGGAAGAAGCAAACAUGGACAAGAAGAGAAGUAACACUGAAAAUCUCCCCCAGCACUUUAGAAGGGGGAACCUGACUGCAUUAAGGAAGAAGUGGGAGAAUCCAGUGCCGGGAGCCGACUCUCUCCCAGACUCAGUGCGAAACAGCAGCGCAGAGGGCAGGCACAGAGACGACCCUUCUCCCGCUGAAGUGGUGGGCAGCUCUGCCUCUGGGGUCCAGGCUGACCAAGAGGAGCGAGUCCAACUCAGACCUAAGAUCAGAUCGCCUCCUGAAGCUCCUACUAAGUACCUGCACCCCCACAUCAAGGACAGAGAGCAUCUUAAAGACCCCUCAACAGAAAAUAAAAAGAUGGAAAAUUGUCUGGGAGAAUCCAGACAUGAAGUAGCAAAACCCGAAAUGAGUGAAAACGCAGAAACUGCAAACAAAAUAGAGAAAUACAAUGUUCCGCUGAACAGGCUGAAGAUGAUGUUUGAGAAAGGUGAACCAACUCAAACCAAGAUUCCUUGGGGCCAAAGCCGAAGUGCAGGUGGAAGGAAGAUGUCUGAAAAUAGCUAUUCUCUGGAUGACUUGGAAAUAGGCCCAGGUCAGCUGUCAUCUUCAGCACUCAACUCAGAGAAAAGAGAGAGUAGGCGAAAUCUAGAAUUCCCACGCCUGUCAGAAACCUCCAUAAAAGAUCGAAUGGCCAAGUACCAGGCAGCUGUGUCCAAGCAAAGCAGUUCUGCGAGCUAUACAAAUGAGUUGAGAGCCAGUGGUGGUGAAAUCAAAACUCAUAAAUUGGAGCAAAAGGAGAAUGUGCCCCCAGGUCCUGAGGUCUGCAUCUCCCAUCCAGAUGGAGAAAAGGUUUCUGCAUCUGAGGAUAGCCUGGCAACCCAUUCUACCCCUGCUGAAGAUGAUUCCCCAGGUAAUUCCCAGGUCAAGAGUGAGGGCCAGCAGCCUGUGCAUCCCAAGCCACUAAGUCCAGAUGCCAGAGCCUCCAGCCUUUCUGAAAGUUCUCCUCCCAAAGCAGUGAAGAAGUUUCAGGCACCUGCAAGAGAGACCUGCGUGGAAUGUCAGAAAACAGUCUACCCGAUGGAGCGUCUCUUGGCCAACCAGCAGGUGUUUCAUAUCAGCUGCUUCCGUUGUUCCUAUUGCAACAGCAAGCUUAGUCUAGGAACAUAUGCCUCUUUACAUGGGAGAAUCUAUUGCAAGCCUCACUUCAAUCAACUCUUUAAAUCUAAAGGUAACUAUGAUGAAGGCUUUGGACACAGACCACACAAGGAUCUGUGGGCAAGCAAAAAUGAAAACGAAGAGACAUUGGAGAGACCAGCCCAGCUUCCAAAUGCAGCGGAUACCCUUCAGAGCCCAGGGGUAGAAAAUGCCCCCAUUGAGAAAGUGGGUGUGCUAACUGCAAGUAUGGAAGCCAAGGCCUCCUGCCCGCUGGAGAGGGAAGACAAGCCAGCUGAAACCAAGAAGCUGAGGAUCGCCUGGCCACCCCCCACUGAGCUUGGCAGUUCAGGAAGUGCCCUGGAAGAAGGGAUCAAAGUAUUGAAGCCUAAGUGGCCGCCUGAGGAUGAAAUUAGCAAGCCUGAAGCUCCUGAGGAUAUAGACCUGGAUCUGAAGAAGCUAAGACGAUCUUCUUCUCUGAAGGAGAGAAGCCGCCCAUUCACCGUAGCAGCUUCAUUUCGAACCUCUUCAGUCAAGAGCCCAAAAGCCUUGUCCCCCCCUAUCAGGAAAGGCUGGAGCAUGUCAGAGCCAAACGAGGAGUAUGGAGGAGGUGUAGCAGCAGAAAGGAAACACAUGGAAAAUGCCAGUGCCUCUGAGAAGAAUGAGAGUGUGGGGAAAGCAACCUGGCCCAACAAGGGAUCUAAAGGAGGGGAGGCUGGGCGGAGAAGUAAGGAGAUUCACAGUUUUGAGAUGGGGAGUGAAAAUCUUAUAGAGAAUGGUGCAAACUUAGAUGAAAGUGAUAAAAACCUCCUCAAAAAGCAGUCUCCACUAGAACCCAAGUCAAAAACUUGGUCUAGCUAUACAGACAACCCCUCCACUAAAGAAUUCACUACUCAAAAUCAGAAAUCCCAGGAUGUGGGAUUCUGGGAGGAAGAAGUAGUUGAAGAGCUGUCUGUAGAGGAACAGAUAAAGAGAAAUCGGUACUAUGAUGAGGAUGAAGAUGAAGAAUAA